CCCUUUCGUCCACUUCUUUUUUGGGGAUUCCUGGCCGUGAUUGAUAGACGCGGGAACCACGUUUCGUCUUUGUGGGAUGAGAGUAAAAGAGAGUGUGGGAGAGAGAAGAAGGCAAGGCAGGGUGGCGGCAUGCCACCCGGCGGCUUCUCGAUGCGAUGAGCAUUGUUCCCGCACCCCCCAUAAGAGAUGAAGGCAUCCCCCGCGCGUGCUAUGCCGCGAGGGCGGAUGUCUAUCGGGCUGGUAUCCGGAAACUCUCUCAUUGCUUGUUGGCAUCUGAAGCUAAGGCAGUAGACCAAACUGACUGGGCCCAAUCGCAUUACACACUUUGAAGAGCAGAAACACAUUUCGCCCAUCAUGCCUGGUGCCGGCUCAAGAGGCAUUAGCCUCUUAGUAUGGAUUGUUGUCUUUACCGUUGUCGAUGCUUCGUUUUUAUGUCUGCGAGCUUGGUCAGCGAGGGUGAUGAGGAGAUCCUUCUACUGGGAUGAUGGAAUGAUCAUCUUCGCCUUUGCCAACAUUGUUGCGCUAGAGGGUGUUGUCAUUUGGGCCAUUUACAAUGGCUUGGGCAAACACACCAAUGAGUUGACUCUGGAUGAGUAUGCUGUUCAGUUCAAGCUCAUCCUCGCCAGUGGUGUUACAUGGCUCUUGGGAACCGUCUUCAUCAAGAUGGCCAUCCUGUGGCUGUACACCAGAAUAUUUUCCACGGCCAAGUUCAAGCGCUGGUCGCAUAUCCUCAUGGGCGUCACGGGUGCCUACGGUGUCGCGUUCCUUAUUCUCUUCAUGAGUAGGUGCUCGCCCAUGUCUCAGCAGUGGGCGCCGGUCGAAGGUGGUCACUGUCGCGAUAUCACCGUCGACCAGCUUGUUUCGGUGACCAUUAACAUCGUCGUCGACAUCGCCAUGACCGCUCUGCCGAUGCCGGCGCUUUGGGGUCUUCAAAUGCCUCUCAGAAACAAGAUCGCCGUCAGUGCCAUGUUUGGUAUGGGUUUUGCAACAAUCGCAAUUAUGAUUUGGCGUCUAGUCAACACUGUCACCACCAUCGGCGACCUUGACUUCGUCUAUAACCUACACGACAUCGGACUCGUCAGUCUCCUCGAGCUCUGGAUCGGUAUCAUCAUCGCAUGCCUGCCGACCCUGGGCCCCCUCUUCAAGACCUAUGUCAAGCCGGCCGUCUCCAAAUUCGGCUCCAAGCUGACGAACCCGUCAACGGACAAGGGCGGCCAGAUCAAUCUCAAGGAUCUGACGAGCAGCAGCGGCGGCCACAGCAUCCGUCACCCCCGUCGGACGUACGACAAGCUUGGCGACAAUACCUCCGUUGUGGACCUCGAGCGCGCCGAGCUGACGACAAAGUGUCAGUUCUCCCCGGGAGCCGAGGCGCCCAGGGGCAGCAGGCCGGUCAUCUACGUUCAUCAGGACAUUGCGUCGCAGGAGACUUGGAAGCGAGGGGCGCAGGCUUAAGCCGGAGACUGGGAUCGGGUGUUAGGGAGGGGAACGGGGAGUUACGGCCGAUGGAUGAAAUUUAUUCGAGAUAUGAGAUAUGUACACUUCUUGACGCACCAGUUUGCUCUGUAACCAUAUAGCAUUUUCUUUUGUCUUCACUUAUCACAAUACUCCUUCAUUCAUCACUGAAGGAAACAAUCGAGCAUUCACAUUGCAUCUUGAAGUUAAGCAGCCCCGGGAGUGUCUCAUACAUAGUACUUGCACCUGCAGACAUCGUACACACUCUGGAGAGACUUCCGGGAGAUUUUCCAAUAAAUCAGGGCUUUACAAUUACUUGCAGCCAAACCUCCCUGGGUGUCCGUGUCGAUCAC
Molecule: messenger RNA, 1805 nt
Organism: Colletotrichum acutatum
Lineage: Eukaryota; Fungi; Ascomycota; Sordariomycetes; Glomerellales; Glomerellaceae
Exons: 4
Coding region: 355-1452 (365 amino acids)
Source: RefSeq, a predicted model, not a curated record